Liolophura sinensis is the source of this 531-nucleotide messenger RNA. RefSeq names its product phospholipid scramblase 2-like. Gene Ontology annotation, cellular component: plasma membrane. Lineage: Eukaryota; Metazoa; Mollusca; Polyplacophora; Chitonida; Chitonidae. The record is from RefSeq and is a predicted model, not a curated record. Gene Ontology annotation, biological process: plasma membrane phospholipid scrambling. The coding region runs from base 1 to 531 and encodes 176 amino acids. Gene Ontology annotation, molecular function: phospholipid scramblase activity. The transcript has 5 exons.
AUGGCGCAAACUCAUUUUGCUGGGGGUUUUGUUUUUCUCUCAAAACGAACAGGAGUUGUAGAACCCCAGAUUGGCUGGAUGACCAAGCCGGACAGUUUGGAGGAUUCACUGGGACUCGAGUACCUGACUGACCUCUCCGAGCUUAUCAUUCGCCAAGAGGUCAAACUGAUUGAAAGUUUGAGCUCACAGGAGAUAGAGAAUACCUACCGGAUCUGCAAUUCUGCGGGGGAACAGGUCUACUAUGCCCAAGAAGAAUCAAAAGCCACACAGAGGCAAUGCUGUGGAUCGUACAGGCAGUUUACUAUGCACAUUCGAGAUAAACUCGGAAUGGAAAUUAUACGACUGAAGAAGAAGUUUGUGUGUUGUGGAGGGAGUAGUUGCUUUGCUUGCUGCAAAGGUUGCUCCAAUUACAUCGAGAUAGAGGCUCCUGUGGCGAUACAGAUUGGUUAUAUGAGACAAGAACGGACCAAUCCACAAUACGUCAUAUACGACACAUCCAAAUAUUCCUCCACGCACAGUCGGAGUGCUUGA